This is a messenger RNA of Trichoderma citrinoviride, 1209 nucleotides long. RefSeq lists its product as hypothetical. The record is from RefSeq and is a predicted model, not a curated record. The transcript has a single exon. NCBI's taxonomy places the organism in Eukaryota, Fungi, Ascomycota, Sordariomycetes, Hypocreales, Hypocreaceae. The coding region runs from base 1 to 1209 and encodes 402 amino acids.
AUGCUGGAGGCCGCACCGGGCGACCACAUAGCCAUCAUCCAUCUGGAAAACGGUCAUACCACUCUCCCCCAGAACCAGCCCAAGAAGCCCCUCAACCGCGGUACCGUCUUCCUUUACGGCACCAGCCAGCCCAAGGAGGAGGAGCGCCUCUUUGAUGUCCAUCUUGUCUGGAACAAGCAGGGCACUGGUGGUGACGGCCGUGGCCGCCUCCUGGCCACCCGCAACUACGACGACGGCCAGUGCUAUCAACCAAACAGCGGCUCUAUCAGCAUGGAGCGGGCUACCAAGCUGGCUUCUGAGGGCGCCCAGCACGACAUCGAACUUGGCUGCCAGUCUACCCUCCAGCUGCCCACCGACCUCAAGCCCGGCUCCAUCUACACCAUCUACUGGUACUGGGACUGGCCUGAUCUGAACGCCGACGCCAUCGACUUCCAGGCUACCACCAACGGCCUCUUCCCCUGGGCUGGCACCUUUAUGCGUGGAGAGAAGGAUCCUCACGGCUUCACCAUGGCUGCCAUCGCCAAGAAUGAGAGUUACGCCAGCACCAUCGACAUCAAGAUCACGGCUGCAGACCCUCAGGCCGCCACCAUGGGAUCAUACGUCGAUGAUCAAGACAUUUACACCAAGGCUCUCAAGUCCCAGAUGGACAGCAACUUUGAGGUUGCCGUCGAUGCCAACGGAGGCAAGGACGCGACCGCCCCUGGCCCACCUCCUGCCGCUCCCAUUCCCUCUAUCCCCUCUUCGGGUCCCAUCCAGCCUCCCCAGGUUGCACCCAUCAGCACCGUUACUUCCUUCACCACCAUGCAGCCAACUAUCACGACGACACGCUAUGGCACACAGACUGCGGUUGUGCCAUCGUCGUCAGCGUCGCUGAACUUGGCUCAGCCUGGUCACACCGUCACCAAGUACAUUACAGUCCAUGUGCCGGCUUCGACGCCACCAGCAUCGACCGUAACUGCCACCAUAUACACGAUGGAGACCGUUUACAAGUCUCUCGUGCCUGUUAACCCUGCGCCCUCGACCGUCUUCGUGACGGGUCCGGGUGUGCCUGCUGCCACCCCGCCAGGCAAUAGCCCGGCUGAGAGGCCGACCACGACUCUCUCGCUCUUGAGCUCCAGCUCGAGCGUCGACCUGAACAACGGCCGUCCAACUGUGACGCCGUUCAUCCCGGGCCAUCGUCGCCGCGACUGGGCAUUCGGCCGCCACUAA